GUAGGCUGGUGGAGAGCAAAACCUGGAUUCUUGCAUUACCUAAUCUUACAAGUACAUGCAGAGUAACUAUAAAAAGAAAGGCUCAUGCAGUCAGACCAAAAGACCUCCAAUAAAACACUUCCUUGCACUGUCUACACUCUCCGAAAUGGCUUCUUCAACCCCACAAAUCGUAAUGCUCUUUGCAGCAGCUGUACUGCUAUUCACCACCUGCAAAGCAGCCCCCAUCGUUAAGAGACAAUCAACUAAUGAGUCGGACGCACUCACAAACUAUGCUCUGGGAGUGAUUAUUGGAGCUCAUAUUGCAAAUGCCUCACUUGUUGAUCGCCUCACAAAUCACUCGGCAAACAUCUCAGAGUCCGCCUUUGGUGCAGUCCGGAUUGCUUGUACUCUCCACUCUGGCUACAAGAACAUUGACGCUCUCUCACCCAACGACUCUGCUGAUGCCUUGAUUAUACUCAUUUCUGAGAAGAUCCAAGAAGACGCUUGUGAAUUGCUCAAGGAAGAAGUUGGUCCCUCUGUUUUUAGUCUGGAUUGUGGGAGUGAGAGUGUGUUUAGUGAUUUGGACGACAUCUGUGCUCUCUGGGACUACUCGGUCAUGGCUCAGUCAAAUGCUGACAAUUUAGAGGUUGUCACGGGAACUCGAUGUGAUUCCGAUGAGUCUAUGAAGGUAAAAUGUGACGAAUGGAUUUGCAAUCAUAAUCUUCAAGACAACAAUUCUAUUAUGAGGGCUAGCCUCACUCCUGAAGAGUGUCCAGAAGCCACAGUAUAACUUUUCAUCACUGAUCAAAUUACUGCAAUCAACAGGAUUGU
This is a messenger RNA of Halichondria panicea, 810 nucleotides long. RefSeq lists its product as uncharacterized. The transcript is spliced from 2 exons. Bases 56 to 769 code for a protein of 237 amino acids. The record is from RefSeq and is a predicted model, not a curated record. NCBI's taxonomy places the organism in Eukaryota, Metazoa, Porifera, Demospongiae, Suberitida, Halichondriidae.